Messenger RNA from Morone saxatilis (striped sea-bass), 1469 nucleotides. RefSeq names its product MIS18 kinetochore protein A (gene mis18a). Gene Ontology annotation, biological process: CENP-A containing chromatin assembly; chromosome segregation. Gene Ontology annotation, cellular component: nucleus; chromatin; chromosome, centromeric region. Lineage: Eukaryota; Metazoa; Chordata; Actinopteri; Moronidae. The record is from RefSeq and is a predicted model, not a curated record. The coding region runs from base 90 to 704 and encodes 204 amino acids. The transcript has 5 exons.
GUUACACAUCUCGCGUUGUCUGGAUAUUCACUUCACUGUCAUCCACCCGCGUAACUUCGAAACAUCUUGUAUGGGAAAAGCUAGCAGAAAUGGCGGCGAGAGAAAAGUCGUUGAAACACCGACUGAAACAUGUAAAUACCACGUUUGAAACGUCAAGUAUUGACUCCACAGCCGUCGAAGAAAAGUUGUUCGGCCAAGCGGAGGAGGAGGAGGACGGUGACGACGGACCUGUGGUGUUUAUCUGCGGGAAGUGCAAGUUGCCUGUUGGAGAUUCACUGUCCUGGGAUGGAAGUGAAGACGACCAGAACCAAAUAAGACUAAAGAGGGUCACUGACAACGUCUUGGUUGGAAAGGACAACCGCCUGUAUGAAGUGAGCAAGAGCAAACGAUCUCUAUGUCUGGUGGUGGAUCUGUUCUGUCAAGGCUGCCACUCUGUGCUCGGCAUGGUUUACGCGUCCACGCCCAAGAACCUGGACCACAAGAGAUUUACGUUCUGUUUUAAUGUAGCAGACAUUGACAGCUAUGUGCUUGGCUCUGCAAGCCAGAUGUUGACAGCAGAGGGCCCCAAAGAGCAGCCAGUCACACUGGAGUACAGAGGCAUUGUUGAACAACAGCUGACAGAGAUGAAAAUGCUGGUCAUGUCCAUGGCGCACAGGCUGGAGGAGAUCGAAGCCGGCCUUCAGGAGGGAUGUGAUGAGGCAUGACGGUGACGGACAUGAGCUUGUCCGGGUGGGUGCUUUGUCCAGGUGUUGAACGUGAGGUUAUAAUAUCCUCCCUUCCUCGCAGCUACCUUUACAUUAACACUUCCUCUUUUAAGUUUAAAUUUCAACCACAUUCCUUCAGUAACAUUCCCUAGUCUCACCUUGUGCACAGACACACACACACACACCACUUCCACUCCGCUUUGUCCUUAUUACCGAUGGUGAAACAAAGACUGCCUGCACUUGUAAUCAAUCAUGUUGUCAGCUCGGCUCCUGUGGCUCGUAGCACCAUCUUCUCUGUACGUCUCGCCGCAGACCCGAAUGUACGCUAUGAGCAGAAUGUUUAUUUGUGCAGGAUUUCAUCAGGCACGCUGCACACUCAGCACAAUGCCGUAUUGAUCUGGCCAUUCGAGGCCACACACACACUAUUUCUUUGUUCUCUUCCUCAAGCUCCACGCUUGCUUGAGGGAUUGCGGGAUGGAUAUAUGCUUUUUAUUCAGAAGUGAACGUUGUUUGUGGGAAUUUGGAUUCAAACAGGGUUUUCACCAUUAAAUACUCAAAUACUCUUUAAUAUUCCCUGCAUCUCAUUUAUUGGAUAUUUCUUUUCACUUUAGUAAUCACCUCAUCGCUGUUCUGUCUUUUUGUAAAAUACUGCCAGAAUUUUAAUUUCUCAUUAUGGGUCGUUUAUUUUUGUUUUGUCUGUUCACAGUUGUACAAGUUUUGUCUGACUUAUUUUUGUGUAAUAAAGUAUUCAAGUGUUUCCAAAAA